AUGGCUGCUGCGUGCAACCUCCAGAUUCCGGGGCCCAGUUUGGAUCAGGCGCGCAUGCAGCUGUAUCACUUCACUGCCAUCGUCAUCGCUGGCCUCGGCUUCUUCACCGACGCCUACGACCUCUUCUGCAUAUCAGGAGUGGCGCCUCUGCUGGGGCGCAUAUACUACUACGACCCUGCCACGGCCACGCCUGGCCGCAUGCCUGCUGGGGUCAACUCCGUCGUCACCGGCAUCGCUCUCGUGGGGGCGUUCUUUGGCAUGCUCUUCUUUGGUCGCCUGGGUGACAGGUGGGGGCGCAAGCGUGUGUACGGCAUAACACUCAUCAUCAUGAUGCUGGCAGCGGUGGGGCAGUCUCUCUCCUUUGGCUCCUCCCCCACGGCUGUCAUCGCCACUCUCUGCUUCUUCCGCUUCUGGCUGGGCUUCGGUGUUGGGGGGGACUACCCUCUCUCGGCUGUUAUCAUGUCCGAGUAUGCCAACACCAAGACACGAGGAGGCUUCAUCGCAGCUGUCUUUGCCAUGCAGGGCAUGGGCAUACUAGCAGCGGCGCUGUUCACCAUGGCCAUCGGGGCUCUCUUCAACGCAGCCUUCCCCGCGCCCCCCUUUGACGAGGGCGCUAUUGCCUCCGUGCCGCCCCAAGCCGACUACGCGUGGCGCGUGGUGCUGGCAGCGGGGGCCGUGCCGGCUGCGCUCACCUUCUAUUUCCGCAUGACCAUGCCGGAGACACCCAGGUUUACCGCGCUCGUGCAGCGCAAUGCCAAGCAAGCUGCACGCGACAUGGGGCAGGUGCUUCACUCGGCCUUCGAGGAAGCAGAUGUGGAAAUCGAGCUAGCAACAGCCCCUGUGCGAACAUACAGCCUGCUGUCGCGCGAGUUCCUGCAGCACCACGGCGUGCACCUGCUGGCCACGGCGGCCUGCUGGUUCCUGGUGGACACGGCCUACUACUCGCAGAACCUCUUCAAUCGGGACCUCUUCACCGCCAUUGGCUGGGUCGCGCCGCCCUACAGCAUGAACGCGCUGACUGAGAUGUACGAGCUCUCUAAAGCUACGGCGCUCAUGACCCUGUGUGCCACGCUCCCCGGCUACAUGGCGGAUCACCCUUGCACGCUCCCCUGCACACCCACCGCCACCACGCCCUGCCCUGAUCCUCCCAUUGAGGACCCCAGCCACACGACGUGCGGGGGGAACCCGAUUGCGCUGCUUUGUCUCUACGCGCUGACCUUCUUCUUUGCGAAUUUCGGGCCGAAUAGCACGACUUUUAUCCUGCCCGCGGAACUUUUUCCUGCCCGGUUUCGCUCCACGUGCCACGGAAUCAGCUCUGCUGCUGGGAAGCUGGGUGCGAUCGUGGGGUCGUUUGGGUUUGUGUACGCGUCACAGGAGGCCCCUUUACAAGAGACUGCUUCGGCAGGGACUGUUUCGAAUCUGGGGUAUCCGCCGGGGAUUGGUGUGCAGAAUACAAUGUUUAUUCUCAUGGCAUGUGCUGGCGUGGGGUUUCUGUUGUGCAUCCGUAUGGAGGUGUGGGUGUUCGGAGGGAUUGAGAUGGGCGAUUUAGUGAUAAUAGAUGGUGUGGGAGCAAUGGCAAUUUACUUGUCAUCCUGA
Messenger RNA from Closterium sp. Yama58-4, 1596 nucleotides. The record is from the annotation of a GenBank genome assembly. NCBI's taxonomy places the organism in Eukaryota, Viridiplantae, Streptophyta, Zygnematophyceae, Desmidiales, Closteriaceae.